This is a messenger RNA of Carica papaya (papaya), 1774 nucleotides long. NCBI's taxonomy places the organism in Eukaryota, Viridiplantae, Streptophyta, Magnoliopsida, Brassicales, Caricaceae. The record is from RefSeq and is a predicted model, not a curated record.
UUCAGCUCCAGAAGCAGGUAUUAUUUUCCAAGAUUUUUUCAAUAUAUAAUUGCCCACUGCCCUCCUUAUUUAUUUACGCUGUUGAUGACAACCAGAACCAAAUCUCUCACAAGAAGCUAACAAUGGAUUCAUCUCUGACCUCCAUUCCUGCACCAAAGAAGCUUCAGAUCGCCAUGUUUCCAUGGCUAGCUUUUGGUCACAUGAUCCCCUUUUUAGAAGUUGCCAAGCUCAUGGCUCAAAAGGGUCACCAUGUCUACUUCAUUUCCACCCCAAGAAACAUCGAUCGUCUUCCAAAACUCCCUUCACAUCUUCUCCCUUUCAUAACCUUCGUCAAGCUCCCCUUUCCCGCCGACCAAAACCUACCGGAAAACGCAGAGGCAACCAGUGAUAUCCCACUUGACAAAAUGCCUUAUCUCAAGAAAGCCCACGACGAACUUCAACAACCUCUAAGUGACUUCCUUGAAUCUAAUUCUUCUCUAGAUUGGAUAAUCUACGACUUUGCUCCCUUCUGGUUGCCUCCCAUGGCGGCUAAAAAGGGGAUCCGACGAGUCUUCCUUAGCAUCUUCAAUGCAUGGUCGCUCUGUUUAUUUGGGUCAACAGCUGAAGACAUGGUCAACGGGUACGACCCACGGAGUGAGCCUGAGCAUUUCACUGUUACUCCCCAAUGGGUCACUUUUCCGACGAAGCUAGCCUUUCCUCUUUACGACGCCAAGAGGUAUAUUUCUUCUGCUAAUCAGCCAAACGUUUCAGGAGUUUCAGAUUUGUAUCGUUGCGGCUCAGUGAUCCAGGGAAGUGAUCUUUUGGCGAUAAGAAGUUGCAUGGAGCUUGAACCCGAGUGGUUGAACCUGUAUGGCGAUCUUCACAGGAAACAGGUGGUUCCACUGGGAUUGUUGCCGCCUUCGGUUGAAGUUCAGGCUGAGAAAGAUGAAUCAUGGAUUGAAAUCAAUAAGUGGCUGGAUGAGCAGGGAAAAGAAUCAGUUGUUUACGUAGCACUCGGAAGUGAGUUGACUCUAAGUCAACAAGAACUCACUGAGUUGGCCCUUGGGUUAGAGUUAUCCGGGCUGCCAUUCUUCUGGGCAUUAAGGAUAAGGAAAGGACUCGACGCUGCAGGGUCUGAACAGCCAUCGUUGAAGCUACCAGAUGGGUUUGAAGAUCGAGUCAAGGGUCGAGGGAUUGUUUGGACGAGAUGGGCACCUCAACUCAGGAUACUAAAUCACGAGUCGGUUGGAGGAUUCUUGACUCACUGUGGAUGGAGUUCAGUUAUAGAGGGGCUCCUGUUUGGAUGUCCAUUGGUGAUGUUACCUUUCAUGUUGGAUCAAGGAUUGAACGCGAGAGUCAUGGGGGAGAGAAACGUAGGCGUAGUAGUUCCAAGAAAAGAUGAUGAAGAUGGAUUGUUCACGAGGGAUGAUGUUGCGGAUUCUAUAAGACUGGUUAUGGCAGAUGAGCAGAGAGAGGGAAAGAUUAGUUACAGGGAGGAGGCGAGGAAGAUGGGCAAGUUAUUUGGGGAUAGAAAGCUGCAUCAAAAAUACAUGGACGAUUUUAUGAAACAACUUUUGGUUAAUUAAUUAAGGGUAAUUGUGUGCUUAAUGAUUAAUAAUCAUUCAUUUAAAGAAAAUAAGAGAGAGAGAGGUUGAAGAAAAUAAAGCACCAUAAAAAGUUGGAACCUAUUUAAGAACACACCAUGUGUUAGCCAAUGUAAGAUUUAGAUCAUGGGAUUAUGUAUAUUCUCGUUAUUAUUAAUUAAUAAUUGUUAACUAAUUAAUAUAGAAUGUAA